AUGAGCACAAGUUGGUCUUCUGCUGCUCCUCCAAAUCCAACUGAAGGUCCUGUUUGUUAUUGUGGUCUUGUGUGUCCAAUGAUUAGAGCAAAAACAACCAACAACUUUGGAAGGGCCUAUUACGGAUGCCCCAGGUGGAGAGAGCCAAACGGAUGCACAUUUUUUAGGUGGGUGGAUAGUAGCUCUGAAUCUUCUGAAGUGUCUCGAUUUAGUGGGUUACAAAGGUUAGAUGAGUUGAAGCAAAAGUUAGAGGCUGCAUUGGAAAGGGAGAAGCAUGUUAAUGCUGAAGUUGAAAUCAUUCGCAAAGAAAGGAAAAUACUGUGUUUCAUUAUGGUUGUGUCUUGGGUGUUUGGGGCAUUUGUAUUCAUGUUUACUUUGGUCUACUCUGGACUGCAUUGUAGAUCAUUCCCUUGA
Molecule: messenger RNA, 414 nt
Organism: Abrus precatorius (Indian licorice)
Lineage: Eukaryota; Viridiplantae; Streptophyta; Magnoliopsida; Fabales; Fabaceae
Exons: 1
Coding region: 1-414 (137 amino acids)
Molecular function (GO): zinc ion binding
Source: RefSeq, a predicted model, not a curated record